Molecule: messenger RNA, 1198 nt
Organism: Closterium sp. NIES-67
Lineage: Eukaryota; Viridiplantae; Streptophyta; Zygnematophyceae; Desmidiales; Closteriaceae
Source: the annotation of a GenBank genome assembly
UCCUGCUGCUAGAGUUUCCAAGCAAUGAUAUCGCACACCAUCUGCUUGAACUCUAGAUGUGAAUCAGACGAUAGGGUUGCUCAGGAUUGCGAAGAUUAGUCAGGCGUAGUCACUUCAAGCGAUUCAACACACUUGUUGCGCGUCGAGGCCGGUUGGACUCGUCGCGUUUCCAGGCCUGUCGUUCCGGGGAUGCGUGUCAGUCACUGCCCCCCCCCCCCCCCUUUUUUUUAAUCCCGCCGAUGCCUGAAAUGGCGGAGUCUGUUGAAAACAUGCCUCGAUUCUGCUUUUGACUCGACUCAAAAGCCGGGGAUGCGAGUCAGGCAUUGCCUUUCUCUCACUCUCUCUCUCCCGAACGAUGCUUGGAAUGCCCGAGUCUGUUUUUUUGUCAUGCCUCGACUCGCGGCAGUUUAGAUUAUAGGCCCCGUUACUACGCAUCCUGGAAGUUUUUCUCAGGUGCAAGCAACUAGAUAGUGGAAUUUAAUAGGUUCUGAAUAUCCAACCGCCGCCUGUUUUAUCCUUGCUAAAAGCAUGAGUAAGGUGGGAGGAGGCGGUGGCUUUUGAGAAUUCUAUUUUAUCCUCGCUAAAACCAGUUCACCUAUUUGAUCCUAGCUGAAAGCCAAAAGCUUGAAGCAUGAGUAAGGCGGGAGGAGGCGGUGGCGGGUCCGCUCUAGGUCGAGCGGCCAUGGCGUCAGCAGCGGCUGGCUUGGCGGUGCAGCGGCAGCGGGCCUUGCAGCAGCGAGUGGACGCUGACGUCAUUAGCAUGGUGGAAAAUUUCACCAACAUGAUCAAAGCGUCCAAGAUCAACGAUCCAGUGCGCAACUCCCAGGAGGCGUACCAGAUUGAAGUGCACUCCGCCAAGCUGGUGGGAGCAGCGGAGUCACUUCUGAAGCUAGUGGCGCAGUUAAAGCAAACUGUUGUGUUUGCUGACAUGUCAGCACUGAAUGCCAGCGUGGAAAGGCACAAAGAGGAGUUCAAGGAAGAAGCUGAUGUGGCCAAUGAGGUGGUUGCAUGUGUUGGGGAAAAGGCAACAACCUUGUUACAUGAUCUAGAAGACAUGUAUUUCACAUCUAAGUUGAAGUAGUAAUAUUCAGGCCUCUCUGACAUGGGGCUUCAAUUAGUUGUUUUGUGUUUUCUCAAGUGGAUUUGCUAAGUUGCUAGCGCUGAUUUACUUUCCCAGAUUAGGGGUACACUAUAAUGU